This is a messenger RNA of Penicillium maclennaniae, 354 nucleotides long. Its product is annotated as putative tubulin-specific chaperone Rbl2. Gene Ontology annotation, molecular function: beta-tubulin binding. The record is from RefSeq and is a predicted model, not a curated record. The coding region runs from base 1 to 354 and encodes 117 amino acids. Gene Ontology annotation, biological process: post-chaperonin tubulin folding pathway; tubulin complex assembly. The transcript has 3 exons. NCBI's taxonomy places the organism in Eukaryota, Fungi, Ascomycota, Eurotiomycetes, Eurotiales, Aspergillaceae. Gene Ontology annotation, cellular component: microtubule cytoskeleton; cytosol.
AUGCCUCGCUCACAGCUGGAAAUUACGACCUCUUCGGUCAUCCGUCUCGUCAAGGAGGAGGCUUCUUACCACCGUGAACUGCAGCAGCAGAUUGAGCGCCUUGCCAAGUUGGAGAAGGACGAGAGCAACGAAGAUGAGAACAAGGAAUACGUAUUGAAACAGGAGCGUCGGGCUCUGGAGGAGACCAAGAAGGUCAUGCCCACCUUGAAGAAGAAGAUUGUCGAGACCGUCGCUGAUCUUCAGAAACUCAUCACCGAGGAGGGCCAGAAGGGAUCUGAGAGCAGUGUCGAGCACAUCACUGCCGCCAAGGAAGCCAUCGCCAUGGCUAAGAUCGCAGAGCGUGAAGUGUCCUAG